AUGCUCCAUUUGAGCAUCUCCUACAAUCAACCUAAACUUUGUGCAAAUGCAUCGUGGAAUUCUACAGCAAUUACGUUCGCGAACAGUACUAUAGUUGGUACAGGUCCCACUGGUAUUUUUGUUAGUUCAAAUAAUACCGUCUAUGUCGCUGAUCAGUUAAAUAAUCGGAUCCAAGUAUGGCUUAACGGCAAUACGACACCUACAAGAACUAUCUCCGGUGGUUUGAACAGACCUUAUAGCCUUUUCGCCACAGACAAUGGUGAUAUUUAUGUCGAUAAUGCCUAUUCAAAUAUGCGAGUAGACAAAUGGGGGACAAAUUCAAAUAACAGUGUUCCGGCGAUGUAUGUUUGUUCACAAUGCACUGGUGUUUUCGUCGAUAUUAAUAAUAUGCUUUACUGUUCAAUGUAUAAUUCUCAUCAAAUUGUCUCGCAACCAUUGGAUAAAAGUGUAAAUUUAUGGAGUAUAGUCGCCGGUACAGGUACUGCUGGAGCAACAUCGCUUACACUUAAUAAUCCUCGCGGGAUCUUUGUCGAUAAUAAUCUUAGUUUAUAUGUAGCUGAUGGUAACAAUAAUAGAAUUCAAAAAUUUCUAUCAGGACAACUGAAUGGAACAACAAUAUCAACAGGAACCAUCACAUUGUAUAUGCCAUCUGCAGUUGUUCUUGAUGCUGAUGGAUAUCUCUUCAUUGCUGAUUUGUUUAAUAAUCGUCUUAUUGGCUCAGGACCUUACGGAUUUCAAUGUAUAGCUGGAUGUUCUGGAUCAGGAUCGCAAUUGAAUCAGUUAUCUUUGCCAACAAUAUUUAGUUUUGAUAGUUAUGGAAAUAUAUUUGUCACUGAUUAUGGCAAUAGUAGAAUUCAAAAAUUUCUUCUGAUUAGCAGUUCAUGUAAUGGAACGACAGCUGUUACAACUAUAUCUACUGUAACUUCAACCAAUACUACUUUGACAACUGCAUCAUCUUCAAAACUUCUUCCUUACAAUUUACUGAAAUCCACUGCCUUUACUUCUUGGAGUGCCAAUGGAAUAACUUUUGCUAAUACGACGAUAAUUGGAACAAAUCCGUAUGGUAUAUUUAUUGAUACUAACAAUACUAUAUACGUAGCUGAGCGAACUCCAAACCGUGUUCAGGUGUGGCAUGACAGUAGCAGCACACCCAUAAGGAUUCUCACAAGUGGUUUAUCUACUCCAUUUUCUAUAUUCGUUACUAUUAAUGGUGAUAUCUAUGUCGAUAAUGGUGGUUCAAAUACUCGAGUUGAUAAAUGGACAUUAAAUUCAAGUACUAGUACUUCAGCAAUGUAUGUGAAGAACUCGUGUUGGGGUCUCUUCAUCGAUAUUAAUAAUAAUCUUUAUUGUUCAAUGUAUGCACUCAAUCAAGUUGUCAUGAAAUCAUUGACUACUAAUUCAGCUAUGUGGACAGUUGCUGCUGGUGCAAACUGUUCGGUACCAAGUACGAAUACACUUAAUGGUCCUUGUGGAAUUUACGUUGAUACAAAUCUUAAUUUAUAUGUUGCUGAUUGCGGUAACAGUCGAAUUCAAUUAUUUCUAUCAACACAACUAAUUGGAAAAACGGUCGCAGGUACGGGAGCAAUAGGGACUAUUGCUCUAAGUUGUCCUACUGGAAUUGUUCUUGAUGCUAAUGAUUAUCUCUACAUUACGGACUGUAAUAAUCACCGUAUUGUUGCGUCAGGACCGAACGGAUUCCGCUGUUUGGUUGGAUGUUCAGGCGUUUCUGGGGCAUCAUCUAAUCAAUUAUAUUAUCCAACAGCUCUAAGUUUUGAUAGUUAUGGAAAUAUGUAUGUUGUUGAUCAAUUUAAUAAUCGAAUACAAAAGUUUCUUAUAGAAAGUACUAUUUAUAAUGUGACUACUAAUCAACCAAAUUUAUGUCCAUCUACAACUUGGUAUACAGAUGCAAUUACAUUUGCUAAUAGUAGUACGGCUGGAACUUAUGUAUAUGGUGUUUUUGUUAGUAUUAAUAAUACUGUUUAUGUAGCUAAUCAACAAACUAAUAAGGUUGUAGUAUGGUACGAAGGAAGUAUUAAUCCAGAUAAAAUUCUUUCUGGUAGUCUGAAUACACCAUAUGAUCUUUUCGCUACUCCUAUAGGUGAUAUAUACGUUGAUAAUAGUGUAAGUAAUGGUCGAGUUGAUAAAUUUUCAUUCAACUCAAGUAUAAGCACUUCGGUGAUGUUAGUUCCUAAUCAAUGUACUGGUAUUUUUGUUGAUAUUAGUAAUACUCUUUAUUGUUCAGCGUAUACUUCUAAUCAAGUUGUUAAGAAAUGGUUAAAUGAUAAUGUACUUACAUCAACUGUUGUUGCUGGUAAUGGUACAGCUGGAUCAACAGCGACUACACUUAGUUUGCCUCUUGGAAUUUUUGUCGAUGUUAAAGUUAAUUUAUAUGUUGCAGAUUGUUAUAACAACAGAAUACAAAUGUUUCCUGUUGGACAAUUAACUGGAAUAACUUUAGCAGGAGCAAGUGCACCAGGAACAAUUACACUUAAUCAGCCAAAUGGUAUUACAUUAGAUAGUAAUGGAUAUCUUUUUAUUGCGGAUUGUUAUAAUCAUCGAAUAAUUGGAUCAGGACCAUAUGGUUUUCGAUGUUUAUUUGGAUGUACGACAAUAUCUGGUUCUGCAUCAAAUCAAUUGAAUCAGCCAGUAACUUUAAGAUUUGAUAGUUAUGGAAAUCUAUUUGUUGCUGAUAGAUAUAAUAACAGAGUCCAAAAGUUUAUAUUAGCAUCAAAUUCAUGUAGUAUCUCUUAUAAUCAACCAACAUUUUGUUAUAAUGCUUUAUGGUCUGUAAAUGCUGUAACUUUUGCAUCAAGUAGUACAAUUGGUACAUCACCAUACGGUAUUUUUAUUAAUGGAAUUAAUACUGUGUAUGUACCUAAUCCAGUUAGUAGUAUUAUUUUAUCAUGGCCUCAAUGGAGUAGUACAUCAACAAGUAAUAGUUAUAGUAAUUUGAAUAAUUCAUAUAGUCUUUUUAUGUCUAUGACUGGUGAUAUUUAUAUUGAUAAUGGUUAUUCAUAUGGUCGAGUUGAUAAAUAUACAUUUAAUACAUCAAAUCGUGUUACAGUUAUGAAUGUUAAUGGAAGUUGUUAUGGUUUAUUUAUUGAUAUUAAUAAUAAUCUCUAUUGUUCACUUAAAAAUCUUCAUCAAGUUGUUAAACUUUUACUUAAUAAUGGUACAACCAUUCCGAUAAUUGCAGCCGGAAAUGGUUCUGCUGGAUCACUAUCAAAUAUGCUUAAUUCUCCUCAAGGAAUCUAUGUUGAUAGUAAUUUAAACUUAUAUAUUGCAGACUGUGCGAACAAUCGUAUUCAAUUAGUUCAAACUGGUCAAUUAAACGGCGUGACAAUCGUUGGUAAUGGAUCAUCAACAAAUUUUAUACUCAACUAUCCAACUGGAAUUGUCCUUGAUGCUAAUGGUUAUCUUUUUAUUGUCGAUAGUUAUAAUCAUCGUAUUGUUGCUUCAAGUUAUUAUGGUUUUCGAUGUAUAGUGGGAUGUUUGGGAGGUGGUUCAUCUGCGUCUCAAUUAUCUUUUCCACAAAGUAUGGCUUUUGAUAGCUAUGGAAACAUAUAUGUUACUGAUCGAAAUAAUAGUCGAGUACAACAAUUCACUCUUCAAACUAACAAUUGCAGUAAGUUAUUUGUCAAUAAUGCAACAUUAUGA
Molecule: messenger RNA, 3657 nt
Organism: Adineta steineri
Lineage: Eukaryota; Metazoa; Rotifera; Eurotatoria; Adinetida; Adinetidae
Source: the annotation of a GenBank genome assembly